Moneuplotes crassus is the source of this 472-nucleotide messenger RNA. NCBI's taxonomy places the organism in Eukaryota, Ciliophora, Spirotrichea, Euplotida, Euplotidae. The record is from the annotation of a GenBank genome assembly.
UCAAAUAUGGUUGGAAGUGUUUCAGCUAUGUUUUAUCAUCUCAAAACAAUAAACUCAGCUCAUUUCGGGUAGAGUUCAAGGAGUCUUAAGCAGAACUAGAGCUUUGUAGCCUUUAUACUUACUUAUAAAAUCUCUGAUAGGGAAAUCAUUUCUAAGAUUUCAAUUUUUAGCUUAUGAGUAGAUCCAUCUUUAAAAUCGGAUUAAUGGAUCAAUUAUAUAUAAAUUUUCCAUUUAUGGACAAAUCUGGCAGCCCAGAUUUGUCCAAUAUUUUAGAAGAGCAUUUGACUGAGUCCAGGGCCUCCCCUACUCCACCAGAUCUCACCUUAAUGUAAUUCUUCUAUCAUUUUGAAAGAAUUUGGCCUACUGUUUUUAGGUUUUACCUCGAUUAACUUCGAAAUUUUUAAUAGUAAUGAUUCCUGGGCUAAAUAUCGUAUUCUUGGACCCAUACCAACCACUUAAGUUGUUAAUUUCU